AUGCAGCAGCUUUCUCUCUUGGGCUCUCAUGAAAGGGGAAUCCUCAGCGUGGCUUACCACAGUCAGUCUGGCCUCUUCUUCUCCGGAGCCAAGGACCUGAUGGCCCUAGGCUUCGACUGCAGGGCCCCGCGGAGGCCCGCGCUGUCGCUGCAGCACGAAGACUGGGUAGCUGCGCUGCAUGCAGCAGCAGCGCCGCUGCUGCCUCACACAAUACGCACUGGAGACAAACGCGUGCACACUUGGGACGUCCGCUUCCCCACAGCGCCGCUGCCGGAAUUGCCCCACAAGCAGCACUGCCACAAGCAGCUCAUUUCGGGUCUACGCUCGGACGCGUUGCGGCUGGUCAGCUGCUCCCUGGAUGGCUGCGUGCUGUCUUCAUCUGUGGAAGCUGCAGCAGGCAGCAGCAGCACAAGUUUGUCGACGGAGGUGCUGGACGUGGCUGCAGCAGGAGCCGCAGCAGCAGCAGCAGCAGCCACUGCAGCAGCAGCAGCAGCAUGCUUUCCCAGAGCCGUGGGGCAGCAGCAUAGCGACUGGCUGCUCGCUGUGGACUUCGCAGAGACGAAGCUGGCAGCAGCAGCAGCAAAUGGGGUGCUGCGCCUGUAUGACUUUUCGCAGCGGCUGCUGCAGCAGCACGAAUGCAAGAGACGCUGCUCUGCCUCGUUUUAA
Eimeria tenella is the source of this 666-nucleotide messenger RNA. RefSeq lists its product as uncharacterized. Lineage: Eukaryota; Apicomplexa; Conoidasida; Eucoccidiorida; Eimeriidae. Gene Ontology annotation, molecular function: protein binding. The transcript is spliced from 4 exons. The record is from RefSeq and is a predicted model, not a curated record. Bases 1 to 666 code for a protein of 221 amino acids.